AUGAGUACUAGUGUCAGUCGCUGCAGCGGUGGUGACAAGGUAAUUAGUGGUCGUCGUAAGGCUGUGUGGUGGUGUCUGUGUGUGACCUUGGCCUCGGUCGUGCCGUCCGUCGACGAGCCAGGCCCGCUGGCCAUUCGGCUUCCGCACAGGCGCAGGCGCAGGCUAUGUUUGACUCCAUUCGUCACUCUCGUCUCUACUGGCCAUGCUGCUUGGACCAUGACGGCUGCUACUGAUCAUAAUGGUGGUGGUCGGCCGUGGAUUUGGCCCGCAGUGCACGUCAGCGGGCGGAUUAUAAUUCGGACGACGACGGCCGUAAAUAUUGACGAUAAGCAGGCUAAUCCGACAUGGCAACGAAAAUUGCUCCCGCGAAAUGAAUUUCCCCGGCUCGUUCCGUCCCGAUUGACCAUAAAACGGGGCCGAAUCAUGGACAGCGUCGUUCAUAUCAUUCUAGGUAAAACGCAUAAUGAAACUUUCAACGUUAGCCAUCUCAAUGACGAGAUGACAACCUAUUCGGUGGACAAGCAAACGACAUGA
Messenger RNA from Soboliphyme baturini, 534 nucleotides. Lineage: Eukaryota; Metazoa; Nematoda; Enoplea; Dioctophymatida; Soboliphymatidae. The record is from the annotation of a GenBank genome assembly.